Messenger RNA from Sardina pilchardus (European sardine), 2919 nucleotides. Its product is annotated as LUC7 domain-containing protein. Gene Ontology annotation, molecular function: mRNA binding. The record is from RefSeq and is a predicted model, not a curated record. Lineage: Eukaryota; Metazoa; Chordata; Actinopteri; Clupeiformes; Clupeidae. Bases 576 to 1898 code for a protein of 440 amino acids. The transcript has 11 exons. Gene Ontology annotation, biological process: mRNA splice site recognition. Gene Ontology annotation, cellular component: U2-type prespliceosome; U1 snRNP.
CAUAUCGUUCGGUGGAGGGAACGGGUUGUCCGAGAGGCUAGCGGCAAGCCUCGGCAGAGCAACCUGAAACGGAUAACGCCAAACUGUAGAAAACUAAUUUAUUACACAAUGUGUGCGGAAUGACUGAUCACAUUUCAGUCUGUAUUUAAUUGUUCCCAGAAACAAGUUUUCCUCCCAAGUCUUGAGACUGUUCGCUGGCUAGCGAAACGUAACGUAGUGGCAAAACUCAAACGAAACCAGCACGGUGCUUGUGAGCCGCCUAGCACAUAACAUUAGCCUGCAUAAUUCAGAGGAAGACGGGCUACAGAGAUGAAAGAGGAUCAUUUGAGGAACUGUUAUCGAUAAGAAUGUCUCCAUCAUAAUUUGUGAAGUCAUGUUCGUCGUGGAUUGCCUUUUGGACUCUGAAGUAUAACGUUAGCUAUCUUGUGAUUUCAAACUUUCAAACGUUUGCUAACUAGCUUACCUGACGUUACUGAAGGCCUUAGCUAGUGAGCUAGCUUGGCGUCGUCAAUCAGCCUGUGGACACAACAUUUCGGCGCGUGGUCUGUCAGGAGACAGCGACAGGAGUAGAGAAGAUGUCGGCUCAAGCGCAGAUGAGGGCAAUGCUGGACCAACUCAUGGGUACUGGAAGAGAUGGGGACAGCAUGCGCCAGAGGAUCAAGUUUACUGAUGAGAGGGUCUGCAAGAGUCACCUGCUAAAUUCAUGUCCUCAUGACAUACUUUCGGGCACUAGAAUGGACCUGGGAGAGUGUGAGAAGGUCCAUGACUUGGCCCUCAGGGCAGACUAUGAGAUUGCCUCUAAACAGAAGGAGUAUUUCUUUGAGCUGGAUGCAGCGGAACACCUGCAGUCAUUCAUAGCUGACUGUGACCGGCGGACAGAGCUUGCCAAGAAACGUCUUGCUGAGACGCAAGAGGAGAUCAGUGCUGAAGUUGCUGCAAAGGCGGAACGCGUGCAUGAGCUCAAUGAGGAGAUUGGGAAACUGCUGGCACGAGCUGAGCAGCUGGGUGGGGAAGGCAACGUGGAUGAGGCACAGCAGGUGUUGGAGAAGGUGGAGAAGACCAAAGCCAUGAAGAAGGAGGCUGAGGACAUUUACAGGAACUCCAUGCCAGCCUCAAGCUUCCAGCAGCAGAAACUGAGAGUUUGUGAGGUGUGCUCUGCCUACCUUGGUCUCCAUGACAAUGACCGACGCUUGGCUGACCACUUCGGUGGAAAGCUGCAUCUGGGAUUUAUUGAAAUACGUGAGAAGCUCGACAAGCUCAGGAAAACCGUCGCAGAGAAACAGGAACAAAUGAGGAUGAGAAGACGGGAGGAGCGAGACAAAGAGGAGCAACGAGAGAGGGAGUGGGAACGAGAGCGGGAGAGGGAGAGAGAAAGAGAGCGUGAGAGAGAGCGAGAGCGAGAGCUUGAGAGAGAACGAGACAGGCGGAGAACAAGAUCCAGAAGUGGGGACCGGUACAGAGAUGGAAGCAGUUCCUCCCGUCAUUCAAGACGUCACCAGUCGUCUCGGUCGCGUGAAGAUGGAGGAGGAGGAGGUGGAGGAGGAGGAGGAGAGAGGGAACGAGACAGAGACCGGGAGAGGAGGCACAGACACAGGCACAAGGAUAGACAACGCUCACGCUCACACUCCCACCCCCACUCCCACAAGGGCAAGAAGAAGAGGUCCUCUAGAGAGCGCUCACCACCCCCCCAGCGGGAGAGGGGCUUCUCUCCAAGCCAGGAGCUGGGCCGCGAGGAGAGGGGCCCGAGCGAGCUGCCCAACAGGGAGUCCGAGAGGAUGAUGAUGAUGGACGAAGAGUGGUCGGCCUCGCCGGACGUGCCCCGAGGGAGAGAGCACUCGCCGUCCCUGGAAGGAGAGAGGCGCUCCAGUUCAGAGGAGCGCGAGUCCGGGGAGCUCUAGAACAACAAACGGGGAGGGAAGAAUGGUUUACCGAGCCACUUAGAGCAUGUGUGCAGGGCUGUUGGAGGAUGUGUGUGUGUGUGUGUGUUUGCGUGCGUGCGUGCGUGUGUGUGUGUGUGUGUGAUUGAUAGGUGGAUGUUUGGAGUACAUUUACUACUAUGAAGUGUGGGUGGGAGCAGCUGACAGCGAGGUAAAAUGGGUUGUUAGAGGCAAAAGGAUGCGCCAGGGUGAGCUACAGUGCUAGGGAACAUGGAUGAGGAGGAAAAUUACCUCAGCAUUGGUAGACCAUCUCCUCUGAAGGGGUCACGGGGAUGAGUAAGCAGGAUGGCGGAAGAUAAGGAGGGGUUAAUGAAGAGAGGAAGGUGGAGAUCCUACCAAAGGCUUCAUUUUAGCUUCUUUUUUUUUUAAGCAAUCACUGUAAUGAACAUUGUUUAUGGAUAUUUGCUCCCUUGUCACUGCUUAAUUGCAUAACGGAUGGUUGUGUUUUAUGUACAAAAAAAAAAGUCUUUUUCCUACACAAUAUAUGUUUAAAAAGCUUUUUUUUUUUUUUUUUUUGGAUCGACUGACAGUUGUGUGUUGAACAGUCUCAUCCCCCAUGGUCAGACCUUAUUUCAUCUACGUACCAGUAAAAUAGAUUCUUCUUUAGAUAGCAGGAACAGAAGGAUCAUUAUGGUGGAAGGAUCAUUAUGGUGCAAUCUCAUGAUUUGGGCCUGGACAGGGAAGUGGCUCUGUCAGUGAUGAGUGAAAAAUAUUCCCCACAUAUGUAUGAUUCUUAUGUCAUAAAUUGUUUGGAUGUAAUUUGGUGUUAAAUGGACAUGAUCAGUUGUACAUGAUUCAUCGAAGAGUAUACGAACCCCUCGAGGAGACCAUUUGGUUUUUACCUUUCUUUUGAAUAAAACUUUUCUGCCUGAAGCAUACCGAGGAAUGAGAGUGCAUUGGCAUGCAGCUUUUAAGGUGAUGGGCUAUGUGGAUACCCCGGCUCCUUGUGCUGUUCACAACAAAUAAAGAUUUAUGCCUCUGA